Messenger RNA from Prunus avium (sweet cherry), 2081 nucleotides. Its product is annotated as Protein phosphatase 2C family protein. Gene Ontology annotation, molecular function: protein serine/threonine phosphatase activity; cation binding. Lineage: Eukaryota; Viridiplantae; Streptophyta; Magnoliopsida; Rosales; Rosaceae. The record is from RefSeq and is a predicted model, not a curated record. Gene Ontology annotation, biological process: protein dephosphorylation.
CCUUUCUCUUUCUCUUUCUCUCUCUGUAGCGUAUAGUGGUGUGGAGCCCAUAGCUGGACCUUUGCUUUGCUGGCUUCAAGCUCUCCAUUGUUGGUCUUUUAUGGGGCUUGUCUGCUGAGAAAAAGAAAGAGAAAGAGAGAGAGUUUUAAUUUUAAUUUUUUCAGUUGGCCCAAUCUUCCCUUUCACGAAGACUCUUCCUUUUGAAUACUCCCAUUCACUUCUGUCUACUUUUUCAACAAUCUCAUCAUCUUCCACACAGCACUAGUUGAUAUAUAUAAAACCAAAGCUUGCUCCUUGUUUUGAUUUCAUGGAUCCACAGAUCUAAUGAUUCCAUACCCACAUGAGCUUCUCUUCUUUCCAAGAUCUUCAACUUCAACUGCAGGACACAGGCGGUUUCAACCAGAAGAGGCAGUCAAAUUAGGAAUUGGUGUAUGAUAGUUGAGCUGAGAAAUAGAGGACAAUACUACACUAGACUCAAUUGAGAUUUCGGGGUGAGGGAGUUGUUUUAAAGUCGUUCUUACAUGUGGAGAUUUUGGAGGGUUGUUUGGAUGAGAUGAGGGAUGUUAUCAGAGUUGAUGAACUUCUUGAGGUCCUGUUUUCGGCCGAGGUCGAAUCGAUAUGUUCAUACCGGUGCAGAUUCGGGGGGUCGUCAAGACGGGCUGCUGUGGUACAAAGACACAGGCCAGCACAUAAAUGGUGAUUUUUCAAUGGCUGUAGUUCAGGCCAAUAAUUUACUUGAGGAUCAGAGUCAGCUUGAGUCGGGCAGUUUGAGCACGCAGGAAUCUGGCCCCUAUGGUACUUUUAUUGGUGUUUAUGACGGGCAUGGUGGACCAGAGACAUCACGCUAUAUCAAUGAACACCUCUUUCAGCAUCUCAAGAGAUUUAGUUCGGAGCAGCAGUCCAUGUCUGUGGAUGUAAUACGAAAAGCAUUUCAAGCAACAGAAGAGGGUUUUCUUUCUGUAGUUACCAGGCAGUGGCCUAUGAAACCGCAGAUUGCAGCAGUAGGGUCAUGCUGCCUUGUUGGUGUUAUUUGUGGUGAAACUCUUUAUAUCGCUAACCUUGGUGAUUCCCGUGCUGUUUUGGGGAGAGUUGUGAAGGCAACAGGGGAAGUGCUCUCUAUUCAGUUGUCACAAGAGCACAAUGCAUGUAUAGAAUCUGUGAGACAGGAGCUGCAGUCUUUGCACCCUGAUGAUCCACAUAUUGUAGUUUUGAAGCAUAAUGUAUGGCGUGUAAAGGGCCUAAUACAGAUUUCUAGAUCUAUUGGCGAUGUGUAUUUAAAAAAGGCUGAAUUUAACAGGGAGCCUUUGUAUUCCAAGUUUCGUCUUCGGGACCCUAUCAAAAGACCGAUAUUGAGCGCUGAUCCUGCAAUUUCAGUGAUCCAAUUGCAGCCGCAUGAUCAGUUUAUCAUCUUUGCAUCCGAUGGGCUCUGGGAACACCUCAGCAAUCAGGAAGCAGUGGACAUAGUUCAAAAUCAUCCACGAAGUGGAAGUGCAAAGAGGCUGGUGAAAACUGCCUUGCAAGAAGCAGCAAAAAAGAGAGAAAUGAGGUAUUCAGACCUGAAGAAGAUUGACCGUGGGGUUCGCCGCCAUUUCCAUGAUGACAUAACCGUGAUCGUUGUGUUUCUUGACUCAAACCUUGUGAGCAAGGCUACUUCGGGCAAGUGCCCAAAUAUAUCAGUGAGAGGGGGUGGAAUCAACCUGCCUCCUAAUUCUCUGGCUCCUUAUGCUACAGCAACGGAAGCUGGCAAUACCUGAUCAAACGGUAUCUCAUGUGUGUUUUUCUGUUGUACCAUUAUCUUGUGUUAAUACUAGGGGUAGCUUCCAAGACAGAUUACAAGGAGCGGGUCUUCAAUUCUUUAAUGUACACUGUAACUUUAACUGGAAUCUAAUACUUGCAUUUAGCUUCUGUGCCAACAACAAAAAGAACUGGAGAAGAGAACUUCAGGUGACAGUAAUCAUAGCUAUAUUUCCUUGACCCUGUUCUUAUCCUUUUCUUGUUUUGCUUUUUAUUUCCUUUGAAAUUUCAGAUCUGUAAAUUGUAUGACAUGGCAAAUUAAGUUUUUGCUUCCAUUUUUCUUUGCU